GUGUGUAUCAUAGGUGCAGGACAUGCCGGCUGCGAGGCCGCCACAGGCGCUGCUCGGACAGGAGCAAGGACGCUUCUUUUGACCCAACGCCUGGACACAAUCGGCGAACUGUCAUGUAAUCCAUCCAUAGGAGGCGUGGGGAAGGGUACCCUCGUCCGAGAGGUGGAUGCCUUAGACGGCGUUAUGGGGAGGGUAGCAGACAAAGCAGGGAUACAGUUUCAAAUUCUGAACAGGUCGAAAGGUCCCGCUGUCUGGGGCCCUCGAGCUCAAAUAGACAGGAAGUUAUACAAGAAACAUAUGCAGGAUACCAUACUUCAUUACCCUAACCUAGACGUCUGCGCUGGCAGCGUAUUCGAUCUUGUCUUCGGCGAGGGUGACCCAAAUAACAGUCUAUGGGGUAAUAUCAAGGGCGUAAAGCUCGAUAGUGGGGAGGUCAUAAAUUGUUCCCAGGUUGUCAUAUGCACCGGAACUUUCCUCUCCGGCGAAAUCCACCUUGGUCUGAAACGCUUUCCUGCGGGCCGUAUGGGCGAAUCCCCCUCCAUUGGGCUCUCAGGAUCCCUUCGUUCCGCAGGUUUCAAACUCGGACGUCUGCAAACGGGUACCCCGGCGCGCUUGGAUAAAGGAUCCAUUGAUUUCAGCAAUAUGAUCCGGCAAGACGGUGACGCUUCACCCUUGCCGUUCAGCUACAUGAACCGGACCGUGGAUAAUGCAGAUAACCAAGUAGCCUGUUUUCAGACAUUUACUACGCCGACUACACACCAGAUCGUUAGGGAUAAUAUGCAUCUCAGCGUCCAUAUCCAAGAGACCAAGAAAGGUCCGCGGUAUUGUCCAUCCCUAGAAGCUAAAAUCAUGCGAUUUGGACAUAAAGAUCGCCACGUUGUCUGGCUUGAGCCCGAAGGUUACGAAUCCGAUUUGAUCUACCCUAACGGAUUAUCGAACAGUCUCCCUGAGGAUGUGCAAGAGCUCAUGUACCGCUCCGUCCCUGGCUUGGAGAACGUGAAAAUCGUGAAACCUGCAUACGGUGUGGAGUAUGACCACGUUGAUCCGAGGGAGCUGGGACCCACGCUGGAGACGAAACGGAUUAAAGGCCUGUUCCUUGCGGGUCAGAUUAACGGCACGACAGGAUACGAGGAAGCAGCCGCACAGGGUACACUGGCAGGGAUCAACGCCGGUCUGGCUGCUCUCCAACGACCCCCGCUCGUCCUGACUCGCGCUGACGGCUACCUUGGUGUGAUGGUCGACGACUUGAUUGUCAAGGGCGCUGAGGAGCCUUAUCGGAUGUUUACCUCUAGGUCGGAGUAUCGCAUGACGAUUCGGAGUGAUAAUGCUGAUACUCGGCUUACUGAGAAAGGUACGACCGUCGGCGUUAUCUCAGAUGCCCGCUGGGACCGGUUCAACCAAGUACGAGGGGAUCUGGAACGCGUCGUGCAGAAGCUGAAGUCAGUCACUAUGAGUCCUCAUAGUUGGGCAGCGUACGGAAUUGAAUCGAAGAGAGACGGCGUUUCUCGGAGCGCCUACGAGCUGCUGUCAAGCCCCCUGGUUGAUACCAGGAAGCUCAAGGCGGUAAUUCCGGAGCUGCAGGACGUGGACCCGGAAGUCCUUAGCCGCAUCGAUAUCGACGGUUGCUACGGCCCCUUCCUCGCUCGCCAGGAAGCCGACCUACGGGCGUUCAUGGAAGACGAGACGCUCGUGCUCGAUCCGUGGAUGGACUACAGUGGAAUCGAGGGGCUGAGCUCGGAGGUGAAGGAGAGGCUCGCGAGGGUGCGGCCGACAAGUAUCGGCGCGGCGAAGAGGAUGGAGGGGAUGACACCGACGUCGGUGGUGGCGUUGCUAAAGUAUGCGAAGAGGACGCAUGGAAGAGCCGGACGUGGUUUGGACGGGCAGCAGUUGGCUGUCUGA
Gloeophyllum trabeum ATCC 11539 is the source of this 1899-nucleotide messenger RNA. RefSeq names its product glucose-inhibited division protein A subfamily. The record is from RefSeq and is a predicted model, not a curated record. The annotation marks the transcript as partial. Gene Ontology annotation, cellular component: cytosol. The transcript has 16 exons. Gene Ontology annotation, molecular function: flavin adenine dinucleotide binding. Gene Ontology annotation, biological process: tRNA wobble uridine modification; tRNA methylation. NCBI's taxonomy places the organism in Eukaryota, Fungi, Basidiomycota, Agaricomycetes, Gloeophyllales, Gloeophyllaceae.